Messenger RNA from Letharia lupina, 285 nucleotides. RefSeq lists its product as uncharacterized. The coding region runs from base 1 to 285 and encodes 94 amino acids. The transcript is spliced from 2 exons. The record is from RefSeq and is a predicted model, not a curated record. NCBI's taxonomy places the organism in Eukaryota, Fungi, Ascomycota, Lecanoromycetes, Lecanorales, Parmeliaceae.
AUGGGUUCGCAUGUCAACGAGCUGACUAGGUUCGAAGGUCUUGCCGAUCUCAGUGCCGAAAAACUGCAACAGCUGGAGACAGUUUUCAAGUCAAUUCUGGCGUUGCCGAUCACCUGGGUCACCUAUGCUCAGAUUAUUGAUAGGGAAAGAUCUUAUGUAGACCCCCUUCGGAAACUCCCAACGAAGGUUGCUGAUGUUAGCGAUCAUUUGAACCCCAGUGAUGGGGCUACACACUAUCACGAGGAGUUCUGGAAAGUCUUCACCGCACGGGCUCGUGAAGUGUAA